Nelumbo nucifera (sacred lotus) is the source of this 996-nucleotide messenger RNA. RefSeq lists its product as uncharacterized. Gene Ontology annotation, molecular function: RNA binding. Lineage: Eukaryota; Viridiplantae; Streptophyta; Magnoliopsida; Proteales; Nelumbonaceae. The record is from RefSeq and is a predicted model, not a curated record.
AUGGCUACUUCUCUCAACCCUGAAGCACCAGAAUUCGUCCCAGAAAAUUCCAUGGAUGUCCCGAGAAUCCUUCCUUACUCCCUUUACCAGCCUCCUCCCCAAUCGCCCUACUUCUUCCCUUCUUUCCAUCCGAGUUACUCGAGUCCUUUUCCGGUCAUGGACGCCCUUCGACGUCCUCCUCAUUCUCUUUCUGUCUACUGCAAUAAUUGUUUCUUUUACCUGAAUAACUCCUGGGUGACCAUUCCAGCACCGUCACCGGUGAUCAGCGAUAUUACUUACUUGGCAACGACGGAGCAGGGCGACAGUACGAAGAAAGUAGGCAGGGAAAGUAUCAUAACUAUGGUCAGGAAGGGGUUUAAGGGUCAUGGUCUCCUGAGGAGAGGAGCUAAGAAAAUUGGGACUAAAACCCUGGAGUGGAGACCUAAGUCGGUGAGCGAAGAAGACCGACCGGCUCAAAAUUUGGAGUACAACUCGACGCAAAACCCUGCACAAAGUGAGGACACGGAGACCACACUUAUGAUUAAGAAUAUUCCGAACAAAUUGAGUCGCAAGGAGAUGUUGGAUUUCCUUGACGAGCGUUGCUCAAAAGAGAGGCAGACGCUAAUUUCGGAGAGAGCAGCAGAGGAUGCUGGUAUGUCCUUGGCAUACGAUUUCCUGUAUCUACCCAUGGAUUUCAGGAGUAGGUGCAACAGGGGGUACGCAUUCGUCAACUUUACAAGCGCAAGGGCGGCAUCUAUUCUGAAACAGUCAAUAAAUAACUACAAGUGGGACAUUCUGGGUUCCAGGAAAAUCUGUGAGAUUACUUUCGCAAGGAUACAGGGGAAGGAUGCACUGAUAAAGCAUUUCAAGAAUUCGACUUUCGUUUGCGACUCGGAGGAAUUCCUCCCUGUCUGCUUCAUCCCUGCUCGCGACGGCUCGGGGUGCUCGGUAUUGUCAUGCACGUUUGGCAAUCGGAUCGAACCAUCCCAACAACAGAUGAACGGCCACUUUUCUUAA